GGAACAAGAACAACAGUAAGUGCUAAUAAUACAACAAGAGGGAAGGAAAGAAGAGAACCCCUAUCUAUCCCUUCCUUGUAGGCUUCAAUGGCUUCUUCUGCAACUCUCACUUCUUCACUUUCCUCUCUCUCAAUUCUUCACAGUCACAGUCACAGUCACACCUCUUCCCGUUUCUCUCUCCUCCACGCUCCCAAUCCCAAAUUCACAUUCUCUAUCCUCACCCAACAACCACAAUCAUCAUUACCAUUGCUCACCACCACCAAAAAAGCAAAAUCCUCCGAUGAAAUUGACACAAGCUUCUUCGACAACGUGAACCCUGAAGAAAACAUUCCUUUCAAUCCCCCAGAAGUCCCUGAAGACUUCGUUGCCCCUCCUUCCAUCGACGAGGGUCCUUUGGAGACCGAAGACGAAAUAGCCGCAGCGUACGAGGAGCUUUAUGGUCCUGCGUACAGUGGCGUCAGUGUUCUGGGAAAUGACAUAUACGUUAUGGACGCAAAGGUGAGGAAAGAAACUGGGUUCGGUUCGAAAUCCAAGAGGGAGAAGACGAGGGAUGGUUUUGAAGAAAGGGUGGUUCAAGUGAGAAGGGUAACCAAGGUGGUCAAAGGAGGGAAACAGAUGCGGUUCAGGGCGGUUGUGGUGGUUGGUGACAAGAAUGGCCAAGUGGGUGUUGGUGUUGGCAAGGCCAAGGAGGUUGUAGGUGCUGUUCAGAAGUCUGCUGUCAAUGCAAGGAGGAAUAUCAUCAAAGUGCCUUUGACAAAGUACUCCACUUUCCCACAUAGAGCCGACGGAGAUUAUGGAGCAGCCAAAGUGAUGCUUAGACCUGCUUCUCCUGGUACUGGAGUUAUUGCAGGUGGGGCUGUGAGAAUUGUUCUAGAAAUGGCAGGAGUUGAAAAUGCUUUGGGAAAGCAACUAGGGAGUAAUAAUGCGCUCAACAAUGCCCGAGCAACGGUUGUUGCAGUGCAGAAAAUGAAGCAGUUCCGUGAGGUUGCACAGGAGCGUGGGAUCCCAAUGGAAGAACUAUGGAAAUGACGAAAAUUCUGAAGCCUUUUUGUGAAUUUUUUACAUCGAUCUUUGUGACGUAGAAUUGAACUUGUCCAUUUACCAAAAAAAAAAAAAAAAGAAUUGAACUUGUCCCUCUCUUCAAAAAGUGAAAAAGUAGUUCGUUUUUGUUGGAAUUUUUCUAGAAGGAAAAUAAUUUCUUCAGAUUCAACUUGUAUCCAAAUUGAAGAGAUUCCUAAA
Molecule: messenger RNA, 1239 nt
Organism: Gastrolobium bilobum
Lineage: Eukaryota; Viridiplantae; Streptophyta; Magnoliopsida; Fabales; Fabaceae
Product: small ribosomal subunit protein uS5c-like
Exons: 2
Coding region: 88-1029 (313 amino acids)
Biological process (GO): translation
Cellular component (GO): mitochondrial small ribosomal subunit; ribosome
Molecular function (GO): RNA binding; structural constituent of ribosome
Source: RefSeq, a predicted model, not a curated record